UAACCUCCGGAUUUCAAGUCCGGCGCCCUAACCACUCGGCCAUGCUUCCUCCAGUAAUUUGCGACUUUGGAAGACCCAUUGUAGACCCCAAGAAUUUUGUUGUUGUUGUUGUUGUUGUUGUUGUUGUUGUUGUUGUUGUUGUAAUGUUGAACAUAAGUUUGCUCUUCUUCUUUUGUACAGCAAAUGGAGUUCAUUGAGUAUACAUGGCAGUCAAUGAAGCUAUCCGGCCCUGUGCUUGGUGUUGCACAAUCUGUAGGUGCAGCCACAGAGGCUGCUUCUACUAGUGAUUCCGCUAUGGAUCGCAGGCUCACAAGAUUGGGCGAGAGUUCGGAUGAGUCUGGGGCGAGCGGUUCUCGUCUGGAUUUGCCCUCCAUCUCAGAGCUCUCACGGAGAAGUGAGAGCGUGGACAGUGAAGGUGACGAAAAAGUGGUCAGCGGAGUUGAUUACGGCAAUACAGAAAGUGGAGGUCUGGAUGGAACGGGUGAUUACGACUUUACAGAGAAUGGCCACAUUGAUAUGACAAGUGAUCAGGACAUUAGAGAGAAAGACAGUAGGGACGAAAUGAACGACCUUGAUGACUCUGUACAGAAUGGUGCGCCAAAUGGAGUGAAUGUUGAUGCAGAUAAUGAAGAAGGGAGAGAAACAAUGGAUGUUCUGAAGAAGAACAGGAAAACAAAGAAAAACCUUGAGGGUGAAUCAUUGAAGGUAAAGAAAGCUAAACUCAAGGCACUUCAACAAGGAACAAGGAAAAAGAAAAUCAGAACUGGUGUAGGUAUAAAAACAAGGGGCAAGACCAAGCUUAAGACGAGAACUUCUUGAUUCGAUACGAAGUACUGAGACUGGAAAACUCCAAUCACUUAAAAGUUACUUAACGCUGAUCAAUAUUAAAGGAGCUACGUCACGUUUUGCGCAAGUUCAGUCUAGAUUUUUCAAGUUCGUCAUUUGCAAUCCGUGUCAAUCUUAUCUAUCCUUAACCACCCUUGUUCCUUAGGGGUUUAUCGUUAGCUCUUUGGUGAAUGCUUCCUGAAGUUGCGGUGAUUAUUCUCAGCAAAGUAACGUUGGUGUAUAAUAAGGUACUGCUUAUUUUUGUCCAGGGUAGAAAUUUGCGUCUUACCACAGAACAAUUUGGAGAGCUUUGUUUGCGUGAGCUACUCCAGAUUAACUUUUUUCUCGAGCUAAUAUUGUUAGAACACUACGUGUCAAUUGUCUUGAUUGGCAGAGUUCGUUGCGUUCAGACGAACCUGAUUUGUUGUCUCAUCGUUUACAACUCAUCCACUGAGCUUCGACUAAAAAGUUGUCCUUUGGAAAAGUAAAAAUGAAAAUUUGCUUGCGCUAUUGCAGACUUCUAUGUCGAAAUGUCUGAUAAAAUACACUGCUAGCCUUCGUUCUCUCUGAGCGAUACUCUGUUAGACUGUGAGCAGUCUCUUUUGCCUUAAAAUUCGCGGAGAACUUGAACGAAAAAGCGCGACAAUGCGGGAUAUUUGAGCGGCACCCGCCGCUCGAUAUCCCACGCCCGCGCUCCUCGACACUCGAAUAUCUUGUGUUUGCGUUCUUUUCGGCAGAUUUUUGAGCAAAAGAGAAACUGCUCGCAGCCUAGAUUUCUUAAAUCUUUUCUCGGUCUAAUUUCUCUGGCUUGAGAAGCUGCGUAUGUUUUUUCGCGUUGAGAAAACACAAAACUAUGAACAGUCGAGGUUUCUGACAUGCAUCCUUCAUAGGGUGUAACAAUAAUAUUGAUAAUUUUGAGUGAUGGUUAAGUGUGUCUCGUUCACUUACCUCUUCACGAAAACCUACUCGUUGGUAGGUAGCAUAAGGAAGUAGUGUGCAACUUAAAUGAUCAUAGCUAGGAUUUCGUCCACAAAUUGAAAGUUCACCUUCUAUAGCAUACAAAACAGUACCACAUAAAAAUACUGCCCAAUAGCUUUCAUUUGAAUGGUCAUACGCUAGGGUUUUAUCCACAGACUU
Messenger RNA from Orbicella faveolata, 1962 nucleotides. RefSeq names its product transducin beta-like protein 3. Gene Ontology annotation, molecular function: U3 snoRNA binding; protein binding. Gene Ontology annotation, biological process: endonucleolytic cleavage in 5'-ETS of tricistronic rRNA transcript (SSU-rRNA, 5.8S rRNA, LSU-rRNA); endonucleolytic cleavage to generate mature 5'-end of SSU-rRNA from (SSU-rRNA, 5.8S rRNA, LSU-rRNA). The record is from RefSeq and is a predicted model, not a curated record. NCBI's taxonomy places the organism in Eukaryota, Metazoa, Cnidaria, Anthozoa, Scleractinia, Merulinidae. Gene Ontology annotation, cellular component: nucleolus; 90S preribosome; small-subunit processome.